GUUUCGUACGCGGUGCCGCAGCCCGUGUGGAAGCCGGUGGACCUGCACGGCAACGAGAUCCUGGCGCAGGCGGCCCACGGGCGGGCGCUGCACGCCCCGGUGAAGAUCUGCGCAGCGCCGGACGGGAAGCGGUUCGGUUGCCUGUGCGGGAAGCGGUUCGCAGUGAAGCCCAAACGGGACCGGCACAUCAUGCUGACCUUCAGCCUGCGGCCGUUCGCCUGUUCCGCUUGCCACAAGCGCUUCAAGCUGAAGCAUCACUUGACCGAGCACAUGAAGACGCACGACGGGGCGGCCAGAGCCUGCGAGAGCUGCGGCAGAUCCUUCCGGCUGCGCAGCGGGCUGGCCAAGCAUCGCGGGCAGUGCCAGGGGAAGCGCUGGGCUGCUGCCUGCUGGGCCUGCGAGUGAGGGGGGG
Molecule: messenger RNA, 412 nt
Organism: Meleagris gallopavo (turkey)
Lineage: Eukaryota; Metazoa; Chordata; Aves; Galliformes; Phasianidae
Source: RefSeq, a predicted model, not a curated record